AUGACUACUAAAUCAACAUUAAAAUUGUUGGCAAUGAUAAUUGUUAUUUGUAGUGAUGAUGAUAAUUUUGUAACUGUUAAAACAUUGUCGGGAACAACAGUUAGGGGACAGACACUACAUGUGCUUAAUAGAGAUGUCCAUCAGUUUCUGAACAUACCGUUUGCCGAACCACCAGUUGGUGACCUCAGGUUUGCCAAACCGGUGCCAAUUAAAGUGCCCACAAAGUAUGUUAUCGAUGGCACAAAACCAGGGAACUCCUGUAUACAGAAUCUGACUCCAGAAGCUAAACGUUUUGUAGGAGAUCUGCCACUAAGUGAAGACUGUCUGGUACUCAACGUAUGGACACCGAGUCUGGAGACUACUGGCCUCAAACCGGUCAUGUUUUGGAUAUAUGGCGGCGCUUUCAGUUUGGGCUCAAUAUUUCAAAAUCAAUACAACGGUUCGGUGUUGGCCACCAAUGAUGUUGUGUUGGUUGCGGCUAACUAUCGGUUAGGUGUACUGGGCUUUCUAUAUGGUGGCCACGAAUCGGCACCGGGAAAUGCCGGUCUAUACGACCAGUUAUUGGCACUCAAAUGGAUAAAAGAUAAUAUUGAAAGUUUUGGCGGUGACCCCAAUCAGGUAACAAUUUUCGGUGAAAGCGCCGGCAGUAUGUCUGUAUCGGCACAUCUACUAUCGCCACUGUCCACAGGCCUAUUCAAACGGGCUAUUAUGCAGAGCGGGUCAUUGAUGUUCAAUAAGGACAUACCGAUAGACCAUACUCUACGAGCACUGACUAAAGCUAAACAAUGGGCUCAGAAAGUCGGUUGCGAUCCCUAUGACUACCAAUGGUUAGACUGUUUGAGAUCAGUUGCCGAUACCAACAUAUUUUAUGAGUUGUCAACUAGUGAUGUCAACACAGUUCCCGUAAAUCUACCGGUAUUUGGUACCGAGUUUUUACCCCACGUCCCGCAAAAAGCAUUCAACAAAAAACUCUACAAUAAUGGGUCAGGAAAGACAACCUUUAGUCAUUAUUUGAAGCAAUCUCAGAUAGCGAACAGACUUUCAAUACAUAAUGAACCUAUAGAAAAGUGGAGGGACCUAAACGGCCUUAACUUAUUAAAAGCCUACUAUAGGAAACCUGAUAAGAGAGCCUUUUUAUUUGAAAGUUAUGUUGCACUUACAAUGAUUGACCAUCACAGAGCAUUGCCUUGUGACGGGACAGACAUUAAGGUUAUGGAGAGAUCGUAUUUCUCCGCGAUUCGCGUGUUCAAACCCACACUUGUUGAUCAACACCUCAUGACUAACUAUGAAAGUGAGGUAUUCGAUGCUAUAGUUAAUGAACAGUUAUCUCAAUAUGCGGACGCCUUGAAAUACGAUCUGGUAGUUUAUAUCGAAACCCCUAUAGAUAAACUCACAAACAAUAUAUAUUGUCGAGCGCGGGCCGAGGAAAGUGGUUACAUACGUGUCCCUUACCUCCUUGAGCUUAAUCACUAUUAUAAUCAAUGGUUAGAAAACCUACCAGAGAAUAUACCGGUUAUUAAGGUUAUGAAUAAUUCAACAAGAAAACAAUUAGAGUUAAUGACCCCUACUUAUGCCGAGUCCAUUGUCAGAGCACUUGACAUUUAA
Oppia nitens is the source of this 1605-nucleotide messenger RNA. Its product is annotated as acetylcholinesterase-like. The transcript is spliced from 5 exons. The record is from RefSeq and is a predicted model, not a curated record. NCBI's taxonomy places the organism in Eukaryota, Metazoa, Arthropoda, Arachnida, Sarcoptiformes, Oppiidae. Bases 1 to 1605 code for a protein of 534 amino acids.